Messenger RNA from Coregonus sp. 'balchen', 16230 nucleotides. The record is from the annotation of a GenBank genome assembly. NCBI's taxonomy places the organism in Eukaryota, Metazoa, Chordata, Actinopteri, Salmoniformes, Salmonidae.
CCCAGUUCGGGUGCUGGGUCCGGGGCAUCAAACCCCCGAAAAUUUAGCGAGAAAAUAGCUCUACAUACCCAACGUCAGGCUGAAGAGACUGCCGCUUUUCAGGAGGUUAUGAUGGACAUCACCUCUACCAGGGUAAGUCGGGGGGAGGCAGAAGAGGAAAGCUGGAGUAAGUACAGGCCCGGGGCUUGUCAAAAGAGUCAACUAAAAAUACGAAAAUGCUAAACAAAUAUAGCUAGCUAACUCUAGCCAAGAAUGAACGUUAUCCACGAUUUGCCUCCUAUCUGUUGAUGGAGGUUAAAUGUAAAUUCCGAGUUAUUUCACCUACCUAACUACGAUGUUGAAUGCUAUCUUAUCGAACUUGUCAAAAUUGUAAUGCGAACCAGCUAGCUAGUUAACGUUAGCGUAAAUGAACUAGUUAGCGAGCCCUGAGUUAGUCAUCUGUGGAUAAGUAGCAUUUCAAAUUCAGUAGCUAACGUUAACUAGUAGUAAGUUACGUUACUUAUCUAACGUUAGUUAGCUAGCUACUUAGCAAGCUAAUGUUAAACGAGACAUUGUAGUUAUAACUAACUUUUAAUACAUUUUCUUUUGUCACACAUUUACAAACCAAACUACCUAAGAACUGCUGAACUGUGUGACUGGUUGAUAACGUUAGUUACCAGCCAUGUUUUAGCUUAACGUUAGCUUUUCAGUGAUUAGCUAGUGCAUCAAGUGAAGUGGCACAUUGUGGCUGCUGUCAACCACCACAGCAGAACAGAUUGCAAACUCUUGGCAUACUGCAACCCACUCCAUUCUUUUCCCACUUGAGUUUAACAUUCACAAAAUGGUGUGUUUAUAGGAACUCCACGGGUGUAUUAAUUACGCCGAUUAUGUUGUAAAACGUGUCGUCUGUUGCAAUAGUAACCGUUUACUCCAAACAAAAACGUUUUUCAACGAAAACGAGAUUUCAUUUGGACAAAUUCAGGUAGGGCCCUCCCCGUUUUUCAUCGUUUGCGUACGUUUGGUUCUUAAACGGUAAACUGGUUUCCGUUGCAAGACAUAAUUAAUACACCCCAGAGUUCAUUCUAAGGAUCUUUCAAUUUGAAGUGAAUAAAGCAUUAACUGCUUUUCAAACAGAUACUAAUUAUUAAUUUGGUUAUUAAUGAAUAAAUCAACAAUAAUAUAUAUUUUUGAACAUUAAAUAUUUUAGAAACAUGGUAAUGGCCAGAAUGUCCCCCCUCUACGAAUAGCCUAUACAUUUUAUGAGGUGAAUGUGAUGCAGACUGAGAAGGAGGAAUAGAAAGGAGAAGAGGGCAAAUCAAAUUCAGUGAAGUCUCACCCUCUCAUAAAUUGCAUUGUUGGGCAGCACAGUCAAGGGCUCAAGUCUUACACUGGCUCAUCCCAACCCCUCAAAACACCCCACUUCCUUAAUUCAUGGUAACUCCCCUUUGCCAUCUCAACCACUGUCUUUUCUGGGAAUUCCUUUGAGCCCUGUCCUUUACAACCUCCCCAUGUAAUAUACGUUUUACUGCAGGAGCGUCAGGGCGGUCCAAUCAGCCUAAUAGCAAGGCAGGGUGGCGGUUAACGGUAAAUGGAGACGGAGCAUGCUGUGAAAUUGAUGUGCUGACUCUGUGUGUGUGGCGAGAGAGCAAGUAGGCCCGAACGAUGCAGUAGAGUAGUACAGAAUUACGCUGUAAACAGAUUUACGCUGAGACUUCACUUUAAAAUGUAUGCCAAACAAAACCAUUGAUUUCAAAGUUUAACUAACCAUACAGUUCUAUGCACAAUGACUACUUUGAACAAUUUACACAGUAAAUAAAAAAACAAUUACUGGAGAAACUGUGCAGAUGCAAAGUUUGGUAACAGAAUUACGGUAAAUUCUCCCUCAGUUUUAUUCUUUUUACAGACUUUAUCUGCACAGUUCAUCCUGUAAAUGUACUUUUGUAAAAUGUUAAGUGGAAAUUGUUACAAGUAGUACUUGUGCAUAGAGUUAUAUGGUUUGUUAAACUUAGAAAUCAAUGUUUUUUGUUUGUUAUACAUUUUAAGUGAAAAAGUCUCAGCGUAAAUCUAUUACCAUGGAUUUGCCCACUUCCAUUCAUUUAUUGUAUUUAAUGAAUCAGUUUGGUUGUACAACUUGUUUGUGUGUGGAGAAUUCAUAUUGUCAUCAGUGUGAUGAAUACGGAAAGCACUAGCUACUGUAAUCGUCUUCGCCUGCGGGUAGGCCUAUGUAAAAGAGAAAGGGGAUUUAAAGAUGGAAUCCGCAGUAGGGAAAACAGCACCACCGUCCGCCCCACGGCCGUUGUUAUUGCUUUUGUUUAGUUGAGUUUCACAAUUAAGGAUUCCAGCUUUUUGGUUUUUGGGCAUUUUUAGAUGGGUUCAUAAAAUCUAACAGAGUAGGCCUAUCUAAUCUGUAUGCUGGAACAGUAGUGGUUCAUAAUAAUCCAUUUCAGAAGAGAAGGGAACCGUUUAAGGGCAGAUUUAAUCUUAUGUCCUAUGAAGACCUUGUCUCAAAUUCUUCUGCUGUUAUAAUGAUAUGUUACACUGCCAAUGUGGGGAUAUUGUUGCUUUGUGAAGAUUGUUUUCAAAGUUCUUAUUUUUCUUAGAAAUAAUAAUUAAACACAAGGCCAGCUUUUCCUCAAUACUUGUGGUUUUCCCUGUGAAUGAUUGUCCAUUUCUUUUACAAUGAUGAACUCACUGCCCCCUGUUUUAAAGGUUGAGGGACUGCAUGAAAGAUGUCAGAGGCAGGACAGCACAUUACAAAAUGUCAAGCUUUUACUCAAAAGAACAAGGUCUGAAAAGACACCAAUAUGUUUGGCUGUGUCAUUAAUGGAAAUGGCCAGACAGUGUCUUACUAAAAGAACGGGCCAGCUCAUUUCAAACAUUCUAUUGUGACAUAGGGCAACCACAGCUUUGCAGGUGAUAAAGCACACUACAACAAACUCUUGAUGAUCUUGUUACCCAAUUGGUGAUUAUCUCAAUCCACUGAUGUGGCUUCUGUCUCUGUGUAGGCUAUGCAGCAAUCCAGCAGUGAAGUAUUGCAGUUUAAAGUCUCCAUCUCCUCUUUGUUCUCCAGAUCCAGGCUCAGAAAGUGCGUCUGGCUAGAACCCAGGGCCCGUACUACGGGGGCUCCCUACCCAACGUUAAUCAGAUUGGCAGGAACCCAGGCGACUUUCAGGUGAGAGAGGCUCACCUCUUUUAUCCACAGUGUGUGAGUGUGGGUCCACAUUAAUAUAUAUAUAUAUAUAUAUAUAUAUAUAUAUAUAUAUGGCCUAAAAAUCUAUCCAUACAAUCACUUGACACCAAUUUAAACACCAUGGCGUCUCUCCCUCUUCUCUUGCACCCAUCUUUAUCCUCUCCCUUUCUGUUUCUUUGUUCUCCUACUUGUGUCCUUCAUAUUUCCCCCCCUCUCAGGGUUUGUUCCACUCUAACUUGGACUCCAGUCGCUCCACACGACACCACGGCCUGGUAGAGCGGGUCCAGAGGGACAGAAGCUUCAUCUCCCCAGUGCGCCCCUACAGGAGACAAGUAUCCUUCACAAUACCUCUGAGACCUGAGUCCGGGAGGUGUUCCACAAAGCACAAUCUAGGAGUUACCCAGAGUUUUGGUCUACCUAGGCAAAGGACUUCUUUGAUAAUAUAUUAUUUUGUAAUUUUCUAUGUUGUGCUGACCAAAUCCCUGGUUGUAAAUCCCUGAUUGUGGAUGAGAAGAGUAGAUUUAGUUGUUGCCUUGACUUGUGUGCUCCUCAGGUGGACCGCUCUCCAUACAACUCAGCCUAUCUGUCCCCGCCUCCGGACUCCAGCUGGAGAAGGUAAUGAUCUGGAGUGGACCCCAAUCUGCAGAGACAUGGGUGUCCUCAGGGAAGCCUGUUUAUUUUUGAUGUAUCUUGCUUGGUUGUUUUUCUCUGCAGCAUUAUAGCUUGGUCUCAAGGUAACAAUGCAUACUAACGCGAUUUGGACUGACUAACAAGACGCCUGAUUUCAGCUUCCCUUCAUAGCCCUGAAUUUAGUUGCUUUUCGGAACUUUUAGUUAUUUUAUUUUCUCUACUUUCCUCCCUUUUUUCUGGCAUCCAAAUACUUUCUUUCUAAAACUUGAAGAGAAAAGAAUGUAACUCCCACCUCUUUUCCCUUCUUGCCAGUCCUCUCCUUUCUUUCUUUCUUUCUUUCUUUUUUCUUUCUUUCUCUGCUAAAUGGAAAAGGACAUACUCUUUGAGAAAGGGACAACGGCUUUGACAUGAAAUUAUACGUCUCUUACACACCUCCCAACACUUUUAUCUUAAUCUCUGCAAAAAUAAAGCCAUGUCGAGAUGAAGGCCGCUCUAAACCAGCGUUUCUCAUCUCUGCUCGCUUGAAUGCUGAACUUUGAGAAAUGGCCUCCAUCAAUCAGGUGAAUGGAGGGAGCUGCUCCUGAAGUUUGUUCGUGGUGGAGUCAGCACAAGUCUGUCCGAUUCUUUCCAGAUCAGCAAUGGGGGCUGGAAACACUGAUAUACAGCCUCGUAAAUUCUACUGACGUGAACCGAUCGCUGCGAGACCCCAGUCUAGCAGAGAAUUUAAGAACCUCUUACAUAAUAGCCAGUCUUGCAGACGCACAUGAGCACACACAUGCAUGAACGCAAGCUCACUCUUGCGAAUGCAUACAUUUGUGCACAUGAGCAUGCAGUAACACACAUACACACCCACAAAUGCACUCAAUUCACUCAAUAUUCUCUGUAUCCACCUACAUGAGAAAAAAGCAUAUAUGGGAUGGGCCAUGUGUUCUGUAGAAUGUCAGUCUCCCUCUCUCCCUCCCUCUCUCUCUCUAGCUCUGCAUCUCCUCGCCGUUCGUCCCAAGCCUUUACUCUUUUUUUCUUCUUCUUUUAAUCCUUCUCUGGAGAAUAACGGCCAUUUUUGUUGUUGAUCACAAAAGGAACUGUUCGGGCAACUUCCCAGGAGACAAAAGCCAGUUGUUUCGCCUCCCCACCACGGCACUCAACAGGUGAAUCCCACCCUCUCCAUCUUAUUUUCUCCCCCUCAACAUAGGGCAUCAACUCACUGUCCUGGGGCAGACAUUACCAGACAAUCGUGCCAGUGCGAGAUAUGGCCAUUCAAAGACCUUCCAAGAUCUUGUAUAUUGAAUGAGUUUAUCCUUUUUAUAUUGAAUGAAUGGAUAUUUAAGUAUGACUGUGAGUUCCAAUAUAUCAUGGAUGGAGUUAGUUUGUGGCUGCGCAGAAGUUAAAGUCAAGUGGUGAUUCUCAUGAUGUUGUUACCGGAGGACUUUUCAAAUGAGUCAUGGAUUGACUCGUAGUUGGUUCCUGUUUGGUGAAUGUGUAUGUGGGUUGAUGUGGCAAUGGAAAGAGACCCCCUGGAUAUUUCCCUCUAUCUCUCUCUCCUCUCCUAAUGGUUUUUCUUUAUGCAGGACCAACUCAGACUCUGCCCUACACACCAGUGUGAUGAACCCACCUGCAGGAGACACCUUCAGCGCUGGACACACACUCACCCCUCAGGGCAGACGCACUGGUGAGGACUCACUAAAGACUAAACCAACAGCAUAUGUUUUUAGUAAACAAAUUGGAGUGGGAGUUGAGGGUUUGCCACUUAGAUAAAAGUGUCUGCUAAAUGACCAUAUUGUUUAAUCGUGAUUGUGCCUUAAGCCCAUUCUCAGUUUGCCCCAGUGCUCUGACUUGUAUCUCUCUGUGCUUCUCUAGGUCAGAGUGAAGGAGAGGGGAGAAGAAGUGAGUCUUAACAGUCAAACUCGCUAAACACUAACAAUUCUGUAAUGUGAACACACCACAAAUAAUCUUGACAAUGGAAUGAAAUCCUAUGACCAGGAGACAGCGAUUUGAUUUCCUCAGUCAUGUUGGUUGUCACCCACAGUGUUUCCGUACCCAGUUCCCCCUAUUGAGGAGAACGUUCUGGAUCAGGGUAAACUGCUCAAGCCCUGGGACACCAAGAAGUUGCCCCUGCUGUCUUCUCGACCCAAGUCCUGUGAAGUUCCCGGUAUCAAGUAAGUCAAUCCUUCUAAAACACAUCCAAGUCAUUUCAAGUGUUUUUCUCACAGGAGAGAAUAACUUGUGUGGAAGUAUCUGUGGCUCUAGCAGUUUGCAAACCUACUACAGUAAUCUACAGUCAUCUGUUUCAGUGCAGACACACGGUUAUACAAACCCGCAAUGUCGUGCAUUAAUGUAGACCUAAUGUAAAUUGUUGUUGCUAUUGCUGCUUACAUUAAUGUAAUUUGUUUAAUUUAAUGUGAAGCAGCAAUAUAUGGAGGGGAGUCUGAUAGGAGACACGGUAUUGUACUAUGGCUAGCAUGUGCCCUCAGGUAUGACAUACAUUUAUGAAUCCAUGGCCGAUUUCUGUUGACGUAAAAGCCUCCGCUCAAUCUCCAUUUGUUCUCUGUUGAAACAUCCAUUUGAAAUAUCUCCUUCCGUUCUCAGCCUCUGUUUGUCUAUCCUCCUCUUCUUCGUCAUGACUAACAGUCGGUGUAGCCAGGGAUGCAGAGGGUUGGUUGACAUGACGUUACACUCCCCCAAAGCCUUUUCGUUACGCACUCUUUUCUCUUUCUCUCAUAGCUGGGGUUUAGAUUGGAAUGUGUGUGUAGUGGACAUUCUUAAUUUUAUUCCUCUCUCAUUCGCUUGUUCUUUUAUCUCCCUCCAUUUCUUAUUUUUCUCUUGUUCUCUCUCUCUCCUCUCUGUAAUUUAUUAUCUCGCUCGCUUUCUCCCCUCUCGGUCCAUUCUUCUGUUAUUUUUCUCUCUCUGUCGUUCUUUCUCUCUGCUGAUGUUGGGUGUGAGUCAGUUUAGCUCUGGGACGCUGAGAUCACCCUGUCUGUCUGGAAACCACACGCACACCAGUGUCUAAUUCUUGACGAAUAUGAGACACCACUGUGGUUUCCCUCCCCUCCUAAAUAGUUUUUCCAUCUCCUCCUCCAGUAUCUUCCCCUCCCCGGACCAGCAGUCCAGCACCCCCCAUGCUCCCUCAGCCCUGAACACGGGGGGCUCCCUGCCCGACCUGUCCAGCCUGCACUUCCCCUCGCCACUGCCCACCCCGCUGGACCCAGACGAGCCGGGCUACCCCUCGUCCCUGAGUGGGGGCAGCAGCACGGGUAACCUGGCCUCCACCCUCACCCAGCUGGGCAUCAAUGCCAGAAAUGCCUUCCGCCACUCGCCAGGUACAGGAAGGGGCUCUGGGAUAGAGGUUGAAGAGUGUGUGUGCUAUUGUGUGCCAUGUUGAUCUUCAGCACCUCUCUCUUGCAUGUAUGUUAGUGUGUGUGCUCAGUCAGGCAUGCUAGGAACAAUACAACCCUUUCCGUCACACUAGUUAAAAUGUCUAAGUUGUGAGUCAAACGGAAGAAGCUAGCGGGUGUUGGUGAAAGAGGGAGAUAGGCCUAUAUUAAUUUAAGAUUUAUUUAGAAAGUGAAAGUGGAGGUUAAGUGGAGGGCUGUGCAAACAGAGAACGCGGACAGAAUCAGAGAAUCCAGACAAUAAAACGGAAGUCAACAAUAUUACAAAAAUGUAUUGAACUUAUUAGUAAGGGAGUCAACUAAAUGUAUUGAAAAUGAAUUAAUUAGCCCAAGUUUAUCAUAAGACAUGAACAGAAUGCUUCAGUGAUUUGUAUUUCCUGCAACUUUCUGAAGAGGCAACGAGAAUUCCCCCGUCUGUGUAUGUGUGGUGCGCGCAGCUACCACUUUGUGUAGCUGUUAGCGAUGAUGCUAAUGAAAAAUCUUCUGGUAGAUGGAAAGACUUUCUCAAAAACCUUCUCAGUUAAAUGUUAACUACAAAGUAGCCUAUGCUUACCUGGCAGAAUGAUAUCAUGAUUAUUUGCAUCAAUCCAGUGGGUAUUUGUUAUGCAAACUCUACCAUAACAAAACACAGCUGAACAGCCUCUUGCUAGGUGUGUGUUAUGAUGAGUCUCUCGGGUAUCAAGGAUGCAAGGAUAUACUUAGACACUUUGUAGACAGUUAAUGCAAAUGUUUAAUGAUCGGUACCGGGUUCGUUACAACAAUGACCAGAGCUUUGCCCUUGGUGUUACGAACUAACUUGAACAAAAAAGACACUCUACCUUAUAUACCUUCUGUUACCCUCUUCUUGGCAUACAUCUGGUAAGUCUCCAUGGGCACUCCCUGUCUUUGAUGUUCAUCACUCUUUACCCCAAGUCAGUAUCCUGCCCAUCACUCAUGCUAUCCUAAACAUCAGUAAUCUCCUUUGACAUAAUGGAAUGUAGACUUUCUGUCUCCUAACCACUUAUCUAGUAACUGUAACCUGUUCCCCACGAUACUAUGACAUGACAUCUUAUACCAUAAAAACAUAAUAUCAGUGUGCACUGGUAUUAAAGGGUAACUACACCCCCAAAAAAAUCCCAGACCUCAAAAGUGGUCUCCUUAUGUGGUUUAAGCAUUGUUGUGGACUUAAAAAAAUCCCAUUUAGUUAUUUUCAAUUCAAGUGUGAGAGCGAAAACCUGAAAGAAACCGGGGAAAACGGAAACCUGGAAAAACAAAACGAAAUUUUGGGAAAAAACGAAACGGAAUCAGGCAAGAAAUUAAACAGAUUUUAUAGGGCCCUACUGGAUCUGUGUUGAGGUGAUUUGGCUGACCAUACACAGGAAACUGACACUGAGUCGCCGAGUGUUGUUAACUUCAGUCUAGAGCUGCAUGUCCAUAGUCUGAGGUGGCGUGCUCUUCUUGUCUCCUCUCUUCGGCACUGACGGAAACGGGUGAAAACAGUAUGGUGAAUGCUUACCAGAUAUUUGCUGGUAUUAUUCUAGUUCGUUCACAUCAGUGCAAAUUUAAGGAUACGAGGCAAAUGAAGGAAAGGAGACAAUAAAAGGAAACCUAGACUCUUGAGAUGCACCCUACAGCUCAGGGCCUCUUUAUGGGAGCUAGCGUUAUACCUCUCCUGAUAUGACCGCCAGGAGACAAACUGUGUUUGCAGUUUGUCAAAUCAAAUGUUAAAACUAUGAAAUGUUGCAAUACAUUUUCAUUGAAUUUAGAUGUGUUUGAAGUCUUCUACACUGAACAAAAAUAUAAAUGCAACAUGCAACAAUUUCAAAGAUUUUAGUUACAGUUCAUACAGUGGGGAAAAAAAGUAUUUAGUCAGCCACCAAUUGUGCAAGUUCUCCCACUUAAAAAGAUGAGAGGCCUGUAAUUUUCAUCAUAGGUACACGUCAACUAUGACAGACAAAAUGAGAUUUUUUUCCCAGAAAAUCACAUUGUAGGAUUUUUAAUGAAUUUAUUUGCAAAUUAUGGUGGAAAAUAAGUAUUUGGUCACCUACAAACAAGCAAGAUUUCUGGCUCUCACAGACCUGUAACUUCUUCUUUAAGAGGCUCCUCUGUCCUCCACUCGUUACCUGUAUUAAUGGCACCUGUUUUAACUUGUUAUCAGUAUAAAAGACACCUGUCCACAACCUCAAACAGUCAUGCUCCAAACUCUACUAUGGCCAAGACCAAAGAGCUGUCAAAGGACACCAGAAACAAAAUUGUAGACCUGCACCAGGCUGGGAAGACUGAAUCUGCAAUAGGUAAGCAGCUUGGUUUAAAGAAAUCAACUGUGGGAGCAAUUAUUAGGAAAUGGAAGACAUACAAGACCACUGAUAAUCUCCCUCGAUCUGGGGCUCCACGCAAGAUCUCACCCCGUGGGGUCAAAAUGAUCACAAGAACGGUGAGCAAAAAUCCCAGAACCACACGGGGAGAACUAGUGAAUGACCUGCAGAGAGAUGGGACCAAAGUAACAAAGCCUACCAUCAGUAACACACUACGCUGCCAGGGACUCAAAUCCUGCAGUGGCAGACAUGUCCCCCUGCUUAAGCCAGUACAUGCCUAGGCCCGUCUGAAGUUUGCUAGAGUGCAUUUGGAUGAUCCAGAAGAGGAUUGGGAGAAUGUCAUAUGGUCAGAUGAAACCAAAAUAUAACUUUUUGGUAAAAACUCAACUCGUCAUGUUUGGAGGACAAAGAAUGCUGAGUUGCACCAUACCUACUGUGAAGCAUGGGGGUGGAAACAUCAUGCUUUGGGGCUGUUUUUCUGCAAAGGGACCAGGACGACUGAUCCGUGUAAAGGAAAGAAUGAAUGGGGCCAUGUAUCGUGAGAUUUUGAGUGAAAACCUCCUUCCAUCAGCAAGGGCAUUGAAGAUGAAACGUGGCUGGGUCUUUCAGCAUGACAAUGAUCCCAAACACACCGCCCGGGCAACGAAGGAGUGGCUUCGUAAGAAGCAUUUCAAGGUCCUGGAGUGGCCUAGCCAGUCUCCAGAUCUCAAUCCCAUAGAAAAUCUUUGGAGGGAGUUGAAAGUCUGUGUUGCCCAGCGACAGCCCCAAAACAUCACUGCUCUAGAGGAGAUAUACCUCUACCAGCCACAGUGUGUGAAAACCUUGUGAAGACUUACAGAAAACGUUUGACCUGUGUCAUUGCCAACAAAGGGUAUAUAACAAAGUAUUGAGACAUUUUUGAUAUUGACCAAAUACUUAUUUUCCACCAUAAUUUGCAAAUAAAUUCAUUAAAAAUCCUACAAUGUGAUUUUCUGGAUUUUUCUUUCUCAUUUUGUCUGUCAUAGUUGACGUGUACCUAUGAUGAAAAUUACAGGCCUCUCUCAUCUUUUUAAGUGGGAGAACUUGCACAAUUGGUGGCUGACUAAAUACUUUUUUCCCCCACUGUAUAAGGAAACCAGUCAAUUGAAAUAAAUUCAUUAGGUCCUAAUCAAUGGAUUGCACAUGACUGGGAAUACAGAUGUUGGUCACAGAUACAGUACCUUUAAAAAAAAAAAAAAAGUAGGGGCGUGGAACAGAAAACCAGUCAGUAUCUGGUGUGGCCACCAUUACCCACAUCUCCUUCGCAUAGAGUUGAUCAGGCUGUUGAUUGUGGCAUGUGGAAUGUUGUUCCACUUCUUUUCAAUGGCAAACAAAUUUGUGCGCAACAUUUGAGAGAAAUAAGCUUUUUGUGCACAUGGAACAUUUCUGGGAUCUUUUAUUUCAGCUCAUGAAACAUGGAACCAACACUUUACAUGUUGUUUUUAUAUUUUUGUUCAUUGUAUUAUGAACGCAUUACCACAACUUUUUUUCACCAGGACUCAAAAUGUGUAUUUUAUUUUAUGUAGCUCUAUAUUCACAUUUAUUUAUCGGUCUUGUUUAUUUGAACAGGUCUCCUAGCAUCUCUUCAGGGCACUCUCAGUAACCCCUCCCUGCAGUCCUCGCUAAGCAACCCCAACAUCCAAUCAUCUCUCAGCAGCCACUCCUUCCCCAACUCCCUCAGCUCCACCUCCUUGCACUCAUCGCUUAGCAACCCUUCACUGCAGUCCUCCCUUAGCUCCUCCCCCUCCCUCCAGUCUUCCCUGAGCAACCAAUCCCUGCACUCCUCCCUCAGCAAUUCCUCCUUGAGUGGCCAGUCCCUCCAGACGACGGCCAGUAACCCUAGUUACAGUAGCGGGGUGGGAGGGUCCGGCUCGUGCUCCUCUUAUUCGCCACUGCUAACUAGCCAGGGGCAGUCACCACUCAGCACGUCGCCACGGAGACGAGCUCAGCUCUCCCCUCUGAUCCUACCCAUGGGAGGGGAGUCUCGCAGGCACCACUCCAAACAGUUCUCCCCCACCAUCUCUCCUAACUUGUCCUCCAUAACACAGGUAAUGUCUACCUACGUUCUCCUUUAACCAUGAUUUAAUCAGAUAGGCCAGAAUAAGCACUGCACUAGGGUUGGGCGGUAUCCAGAUUUUCAUGCCAUCAUGCCGUUCCUGUGCUGCACGCACAAAAUAAAUUGUAGACAGCAGGGAUCUUGAUCCAGGAGGGGAUUUGUCUCUGCUGUAACCAAGAAGAUUGAUCUUGUAAGCUAGCUACUUAGUUAGCCAAAAUAACCUGACUAGACUUUUACUAAAUUACUGCUAGUUUUUUAUUAAACUGCCCUUUUUGUCAGCAUGGUAUGGUAGCUAAUGCUGCUUUAUCUAUUAACCUAGUGCACAAGUUGACUGUAGGUAUUUAUUUAAAAAUAACUAAUAUUAAAAUUGAUGACAAAACAAGCUAAAAAUGUUUUGACGGUAUUGAAACCAUACUGUGGGUAUUUCAAAAUACCCCGGUAUAUAGUUUAUACUGAAUACCGCCCAAGCCUACACGGCACCAUAACAUUGGCCGAUCUGCAUGCCAAUUGAGUUUGUAUUCCAUUUCCAAUCAAUGUGUUUAUCUCCUCCCAGGGCGUCCCUCUGGACACCAGCAAACUGCCCAUGGACCAGAGGCUCCCUCCCUACCCCUUCAGCCAAACCCAGCAGCAGCUUCAUCAGCCAGGUCCUCCAGCAUCCCAUCAGCCCCAGCAGGCCUCUCAAGCAGGACAACAGCUCUCCCAGCCGUCCAUGGUACUGCAACAACAACAUCAACAACAGCACCAACACCAUCAGCUGCAUCCGCAAAUCCAGCUGCACCAGCAGCAACGUGCCCAGUCUCAGCAGGCCCUCCAGCAGCUGCACCUGCAGAACCUGCGCAAUUCCCAGAAUCAGCAGAUGCAGCACCUGCAGCAGCAGCAUAGGGUGUCGGUCAAAAUUGAGAUGCAGGGUGAGCAGGGACAGAACUCCCAGUGCCUGCAGACGCAAGACCCGCGGUCGACCCAGCAGCUACAACAACAGCAGCUACAACAACAACAGCAACAGCAGCAGCAGCAGCAGCAACAACAACAACAACAACAACAACAGCAGGACCAGCAAGACCAACAGCAGCAGAUGGAGCAGCAAAGGCCGCAGGGAAGUCUUCCCCAGCUGCAGCACAUCAGCCACUCCCUGGCCACAGACCUGGGCCUCUACAACGUGAGUAGAGUCAGUGCCAGCCCAUACACACAACACACUGCCCCAAUUGGCCGAAUAAAGCCACAAUUUCCUCUUCUACGUCCUCCUACUAUCGGUCUGUCACGAUUAACCUACCUCACCUCUCUGGGGCAGAGGGGCAUGCCAGCCAGCUAACAUGCAAAGCAGCGUGGUUUGAUGUCUUUGUAAAAGCAUGGUUUUAAAGCAAGCGCAAUGUUAUAAACAUUGGUUGUGAUAGAAAAUGAGGUCAACUAGAAUGAUCCGGAUGAUGUACUCAUCUGUACAGCUAUUAUCAAGACCAUAACCAGUGUCAGCCUGAUGGCCUCUGGUCACACCAGGGCAUAUUAUUUUAAGAGUUCACUCUGUCAUCAGUUGAAGUCGGAAGUUUACAUACACCUUAGCCAAAUACAUUUAAACUCAGUUUUUCACAAUUCCUGACAUUUAAUCCUAGUAAAAAUUCCCUGUCUUAGGUCAGUUAAGGAUCACCACUUUAUUUUAAGAAUGUGAAAUGUCAGAAUAAUAGUAGAGUUAAUUAUUUAUUUCAGCUUUUAUUUCUUUAAUCACAUUCCCAGUGGGUCAGAAGUUUACAUACACUCAAUUAGUAUUUGGUAGCAUUGCCUUUAAAUUGUUUAACUUGGGUCAAACGUUUCGGUUAGCCUUCCACAAGCUUCCCACAAUAAGUUGGGUGAAUUUUGGCCAUUCCUCCUGACAGAGCUGGUGUAACUGAGUCAGGUUUGUAGGCCUCCUUGCUCGCACACGCCUUUUCAGUUCUGCCCACAAAUGUUCUAUAGGAUUGAGGUCAGGGCUUGUGAUGGCCACUCCAAUACCUUGACUUUGUUGUCCUUAAGCCAUUUUGCCACAACUUUGGAAGUAUGCUUGGGGUCAUUGUUCAUUUGGAAGACCCAUUUGCGACCAAGCUUUAACUUCCUGACUGAUGUCUUGAGAUGUUGCUUCAAUAUAUCCACAUAAUUUUCCUUCGUCAUGAUGCCAUCUAUUUUGUGAAGUGCACCAGUCCCUCCUGCAGCAAAACACCCACAGCAUGAUGCUGCCACCCCCGUGCUUCACGGUUGGGAUGGUGUUCUUCAAGCCCCCCUUUUCCUCCAAACAUAACGAUGGUCAUUAUGGCCAAACAGUUCAAUUUUUGUUUCAUCAGACCAGAGGACAUUUCUCCAAAAAGUACGAUCUUUGUCCCCAUGUGCAGUUGCAAACCGCAGUCUGGCUUUUUUAUGGCGGUUUUGGAGCAGUGGCUUCUUCCUUGCUGAGCGGCCUUUCAGGUUAUGUCGAUAUAGGACUCGUUUUACUGUGGAUAUAGAUACUUUUGUACCUGUUUCCUCCAGCAUCUUCACAAGGUCCUUUGCUGUUGUUCUGGGAUUGAUUUGCACUUUUCGCACCAAACUACGUUCAUCUCUAGGAGACAGAACGUGUCUCCUUCCUGAGUGGUAUGACGGCUGCGUGGUCCCAUGGUGUUUAUACUUGCGUACUAUUGUUUGUACAGAUGAACGUGGUACCUUCAGGCGUUAGGAAAUUGCUCCCAAGGAUGAACCAGACUUGUGGAGGUCUACAAUUUAUUUUCUGAGGUCUUGGCUGAUUUCUUUUGAUUUUCCCAUGAUGUCAAGCAAAGAGGCACUGAGUUUGAAGGUAGGCCUUGAAAUACAUCCACAGGUACACCUCCAAUUCUGGAAUUUUCCAAGCUGUUUAAAGGCACAGUCAACUUAGUGUAUGUAAACUUCUGACCCACUGGAAUUGUGAUACAGUGAAUUAUAAGUGAAAUAAUCUGUCUGUAAACAAUUGUUGGAAAAAUUACUUGUGUCAUGCGCAAAGUAGAUGUCCUAACCGACUUGCCAAAACUAUAGUUUGUUAACAAGAAAUGUGUGGAGUGGUUGUAAAACGAGUUUUAAUGACUCCAACCUAAGUGUAUGUAAACUUCCGACUUCAACUGCUAGAAUUGGCUCACUAUUUUGUAUUGUAUAUUUUGUAAUCAGCUGAUUUAUUUUUAUACAUUUGGCCAUGCAAAUUGCUCACUGUUAAGCCUCCUAGUGUGUGACAUCCUCAAGUAUGAAAUAAUAUAAUAUCAUCUCUUUACCCAUGACAUUACUCUGCUGUCAUGGGAUAUAUUUAAAACAGAACUUGGGCUAUUCAAGAGGCCAUAUUGUUAAAACUGUGGCUCAAUAAUUUCCUACUUGAUGCUUCACAUUUCCUGUACCUGUAUAGCUUCUCAAUACAUUUCCAAUGCUCACUCAAGUCUCAACUUUGUUCCAAAACUUGCCACUGGAGAUUGUUUCACAACAUCCUUCUGACAGAUGAUGUCAUUGAACAUGCGCACAAGUUUUUUAGCUGCAGAUUGCGGUGUGUGAAUCUUGAUAGGGAACGCUGAUGUCAUGCCCAAGUGAGGUGAAAUGGAUCCUGGGCUCUGUUGUUGAAUGGCUCUAUUAAUAGCAGUCCAGAGAGCAGACUGUCUUUGUGUGCUGAGGGGCUGUGCUAUUGAGACCACAGUGAAAUUGGCCUGUAGGAUGUAGCAUCAAUGAAGCCCCACUUCACUGCUACAGUACAUAUUGUAGGUGAUGUCACCCAACAUAAUUUGGUAUGACGUGUUGUUCCGUCUUUACACUAAAGUACCUGUGUUUUGUGUUGUAGGACACAUUACUGUUAAACUCUCUGUUGGAUGAUCCCUACCUGGGCCUGCAGAUCGCCUCCAGACAGAACCAGCAGGUACACCAUUUCUGCAGACACUUUAUUUCUCUCAGGCUCAUAUUUCUAUUGACUACUGUACCUCUGCUUUCAUUGCUGAGUUCUGUUGUACUGUAUUUGUCUGCCUGAGUUCACUUUUGGUGUUUUGUCCCCGUCUCAGUUCAACAUGGAGACUCAGGGAGACAGCCUGUCGUUCAACCAUGGUGGCUUGGGCAGUGGGAGUGGUGGAAAGGGCCAGGAGGAAUCCUACCACCCCAACCAUGGCUUCCUGGCGCUCCACGACUCAGGGGAUAGGCAACACCUUAACAACCAGAACUUCGGGGGAGAGGGAUGCCACAAUGUCCCUAACAUCAUCCUCACAGGUGAGAUCUGGGCUACCACUUCGGCUAUUACUCCCCUGUAGUAGAGGAAUGCUUUCCAAGUAUAUAAUUAUAACUAUAACUAACACACUAACCCUGAGUGGCUCAGUUGGUGGAGUAUGCCACUUGCAAUGGCAAGGGUUGUGGGUUCGGUUCCCGCUGGGGCCACCCAUUCGAAAACGUAUGCACACAUGACUGAAAGUCCCUUUGGAUAAAAGUGUCUGCUAAAUGGCACAUUUAUUAUUAUAUUACUUGCCCUCCUUUCUCUCUUCGCCAGGAGACAGUUCGUUGGGCCUCUCCAAGGAGAUCGCCAGCGCCCUGUCCCACGUGCCAGGGUUUGAGAUGGACUCCUUUGCCCUGGACGACCCCCUCAGGAUGGACCCCCUGGCCCUUGAGGGGCUGGGCAUGCUGGACAGGGACCUCAUGCUGACCGACCCCGCCGUGGAAGACUCCUUCCGCUCCGACCGCCUCAAG